UUGGCAGCAGCAAAAUUGGAACAUUACUAGAUAUAAUAGAUAGACAAAGCAAUUGAAUUUGUGAAAUGGACAAGAAAACAAACUACAAGCUGAGCGAGCGCGACUUGGAUAUCCGCUCCGAUCUAGAGUUUGUGGACAGCCUGCUGAAGGACCUGCGAUUGGAGGUGGAGCCGCAGGCUCGUGGUGUCAUCUUGGAUCUGGCCUACACUUUGGCAAGGGACAAACUCGUCGAGGCUCAGCGUUUCGCCAGGUUGGCCAAUCGCUCCAACGUGAGUGUCGCGGACUUGGAGAUGGCAAACCUGGAGCGGACAGAGGAGCUGAGCAGGAGGCGGAUCCAUCAGCCGGUGAAGUCGCUGGUUCCCAACCAGACAUCUCUGCCCACGCCGACUGUGAGCCGUGGUCUAAUGCUGCCCACCUGGCGUCAGUGUCAGGUGGGUGCAAUGGCCGAGUUGAAGGACAAGACUGCUGAGACUCAGCCGGCGAAUCCCAGGAUUGUGGUGACCCCGAAACCGGUAACAGCUAAUGCUGCAGGUCCUGUUUUAAACUCUGGCUCCACUUCUGCCGCCAAUUUGAUGCUAGCUACUGGAUCUUCAAAUCCGGGUCGUAACACUGCAAAUCCCAUUGUUCGUCCCGUUGGAUCUAACAUGAAUCCUCCCGAGAACUUUACCAAGCCAACCUUUUAUCCACCAAGUACCCGAUCUGAUCAUCAUCAUACAAUGAGAAGUCAGUCCACUCCAAGGAUGUACACCAGUAGACCCACAGGGGGCUAUGCACCAGGUCCUUCCCAGAACUUGAAUGCUGGUGUUCAAGGAGGAAUUCCGUCGGCCGUGAAAAAGCCACGCAUGCAACAAUAAAACAAUCGAAAUCCUUGAAAAUAAAAUAAAUGAGAUCAACAAAUUA
This is a messenger RNA of Drosophila teissieri, 900 nucleotides long. RefSeq lists its product as uncharacterized. The record is from RefSeq and is a predicted model, not a curated record. The transcript is spliced from 2 exons. The coding region runs from base 66 to 854 and encodes 262 amino acids. NCBI's taxonomy places the organism in Eukaryota, Metazoa, Arthropoda, Insecta, Diptera, Drosophilidae.